This is a messenger RNA of Salmo salar (Atlantic salmon), 1629 nucleotides long. RefSeq names its product osteopetrosis-associated transmembrane protein 1. The record is from RefSeq and is a predicted model, not a curated record. NCBI's taxonomy places the organism in Eukaryota, Metazoa, Chordata, Actinopteri, Salmoniformes, Salmonidae. Gene Ontology annotation, cellular component: cytosol.
CAGGAACAGGAAGUGAUGGACUGUUAUGAAGAGUGAGUUUUGGAAUACAGUCACGGUUUGGAAGGUGCUUCUUCAAACAUGUAUAUCUUCCAGGUGGCUGCGUUAUUGAUAGCGUUGCUAUAUUAUGGCAAUGCUCAAACGUUUACUGUCGCUGUGAACUCCACCAUCCUGGGUUCAGAGUUGAGCGCAGACGGCUUGAAGCAGCUCGCUGCGGCAGUGGCGUCGCAGUCGCCCGUGUUUCAGCCUAGCCGCGGUUCCUAUUUUUCUCUCAAUCUGUUGUCGGCGUUUCCAGAAGAUCUGGAGGUCAGCGAUUACUGCGUCGAGCUGCUGGCUAUCUUUGGGCAGCGAUAUUCAACAUAUGUGAAUUGUUUGGUGUCCGCCGCGCGUCCUGUCAAAGUGUGCCAAAAUUGUUAUGGCACCUACGACAACCUUAUGGAAAUUUACACAAACAUAUCAUCAGACCAGAUGGGCCCAGGGAAUGUGAGCUGCAGAGACAGCCUCCUGCGUUCUGAUAGGCUGAUGUUGGUGUUCCUGCUCUACAACAACCUGAAGGACAUCUGGACUGGUUCAGAAUGUAACAGUUGUGUAAGCCUGGGACUCCACAGCCUGACCAAUGACACCCUUUACUUCAUGGCCACUCUAAACCAGUCCCUCAGAUGUUUUGAGAAGUUCCAACAGGGGAACCACUCAGCGCUAUGUAAGGAGUGCAAGACCACAUACAGAGGACUGAAUGAGCUGUACAGCCGCAUGGAGAAGAAUCGCACACUCUGCAUCGACAUUGAGGACUCUAUGAAUAUGACCCGCAGACUGUGGAGCAAGAAUUUCAAUUGUUCCUUCCCCCGGGCAGAGAAUGUUCCUGUCAUCGCCGUGUCCAGCUUCAUGCUCUUUCUGCCCAUCAUCUUCUACUUGAGCAGUUUCCUUCACUCGGAACAAAAGAAACGCAAGCUCAUACAACCCAAACGAGCCAAGUCCAACACCAGCCUCGUGAACAUCCAGGACAGGUUAAGCUGAGGAGAGAGAAGGUUAAGGAAGAAAGCGUUAUGAUGAAGAAAUGGAUGGGGAGGAAUGUUUGUCGUCCUCAGCCCCCUGUUCCUUUGGUUUGUCCAAAACCUCUCCUGGAUGCAAAUGUAAUUUCCUCUGUGACUGUGGUUUCAACCAGUUCUGCAACGACAGAGAAGUCAAAAAGAGCUCCCCCUGUGGGCGAGAAGGAUCCCAAUCAUCAGUAUUUCUUUUCCUAAGAUAUUAUAGCAAACGGAAACAACGGAAUAUUUGUAAAAGAUUUGUUAUAAUUGUACUGUUCAUGUCCCGCUUUGAACCACCUACCCCCACCCCACCCAUUGCUUUUACAACAAAAUACACACAAUAGAAAUGCACCAUGACUGCUGCUGAUUUAUAAGCAAGGGGGAGUUUAUUUUUUUGUAUUUCAUUAUUUAUCUUUGUGUCAAGAGAUGAGAAAUGGGUUUUGUCUCUCUCUACUGUAACGCCACUGUGACACGGACUGGCAGGCAGGCGGACUGGCAGACAGAAAGCACUUGAUGUCCCUUAAUGUGACAUACCUGCCAUGUAAAAGUGGAUGACAGCUGAGAUGGAGAGACACUGCUGAAAAAAAUAAAGGGAACACUAAAAUAA